CUGUUGAUGUAUGCUGGUGUUGACGACAGAACCGAUUCCCCGGAGGGAUAUAGAUGGAUAUUAACACAGCCUGUGGACAACAAUUAGCACUAAUGAGUGUUAUGUACAUUAGUGAUCAACGGGUUUUAUGAUGCGAUAGACACUUAACCUAAUGCAUAUAAUCAUUCGCGCAGUGAAAACAUUAUCCACUUUCGUUACCUGAUUUGUUUUCAACACAUGUACAGUCAUUUUGGUGUUUCGUGGAGGUAAAUGUGAAAUCUGGUAAAAAUGUAUUAUGAUUGAUGUAAAGGUAUUUUGAUACUGAUGUAUGAUAAAAACCUCUAGUGUUUAAGGGUGGAAAUCUUGAAGGAUCAAAAUACCUGAUCUGAUACAGGAGCUAUUUUGAUUUCUUAUACUUAACAUGACUGCAUGUUCACUAACUCUGAUCACCCUUUCAUUUCCAUGUUAAUCCGAAGAGGAGAAAUAAAGAAGCCAUAGAAAUUGACGUAAGUCAGUUUAAAAGGAACAUUUUCAUCGAUGCAAAAACCUCAACAGUGAUAACACAAUUAUAUAUACUUUAAAAAAUAUACUUCAAGUAGGUGAUGUGUACGUGUGAAUCGUAGCACCUGGGUACCCAAAAAUAGUAUCUAUCCGUGGGCAGAAGUUGAUUACAUUUCCAAUGGAUUGUGCAUUUCUCAUAAUUACUGAUCUCUGCCUAGUGACUGUAUCCGACUAUUAAGCUCCAUACUCCAGAAAUGCUGGGAGCCAGCCCUGUAUGAUGAUCCUGCUGGAUUUCAAUAGUGUCAUUUCAAUACUUAAAGCUUAAUGGACACACUGAUCAGACAGUGCUGACGUCUUCUUGAUGUAAGCUGAUUUAGCUACAUGUACCAUUAAUUUACCAGUCGUGAGUGAUUUGUUAUCAUCUGUGUAAUUACACAAUUCGUUCAUUCUGUUGAUGACACGCUUCUAACAUAUAAGUAAUGAUUUUAUAAGUUGGCUACAAAUUAGACAUAACAUUGAUCCGAAGUGCUGGGGAAGCUGUCAAUUUAUGUGUGCAUCACACCCAGUGAAGACGAGUGGACUAUGUUUUCAUUGGUGGUAUGUCGUGAUCCUGGUAUGGAGAUGUGACUUGGAUAAUUUAUUUGGCCAAAAGCUGUUGUGGGAAUAACUGGACAACAUGUUCUCAAAGUAUACUAGACAUGACCGGAGAUUAUCGUGGCCAGGGUAUCGUGCCAGAACCCUUGGCAAAAUAGAUGAAAACAGACCUACACAGGCUGUGGUUAUCGCUGGAGAAAAGAUGGAAUGUACCUGUAUGGAGUUGGCACUAGAGGGGGAAAGGUUAUGUAAGGCUGGCGACUGCCGUACAGGGGUCCAUUUCUUUGAAGCUGCGGUGCAGACAGGCACGGAUGAUCUGAAAACUCUCAGCGCCAUCUACAGCCAACUUGGAAAUGCCUACUUUUACUUACAGGAAUAUGCUAAGGCUCUGGAGUACCACAAACUUGACCUUUCUCUAGCACGAACUCUCAGUGAUAAGGUUGGUGAGGCAAAGGCUAGUGGUAACCUUGGAAACACACUCAAAGUCUUGGGAAAGUUUGAAGAGGCAAUAGCUUGCUGCUUACGACACUUAGAUAUAGCACAGGAGCUUGGAGAUAAGGUGAGUGAGGCCCGUGCUUUGUAUAACCUUGGCAACGUUUACCAUGCCCAAGGCAAACACACUGGGAGAUGUACAAAUGAAGAUCCAGGAGAAUUUCCGGAAGAAGUGCGUACCUGUCUUCAGAAAGCUGCCGAGUACUAUGAAGCAAAUCUACAAAUUGUAAAAGACCUUGGUGAUAAAGCUGCCCAAGGUCGGGCCUGCGGUAACCUUGGCAACACCAACUAUCUCCUGGGCAAUUUUAGUGAGGCAAUACAGUACCACCAGGAGAGGCUAGCGAUAGCCAAAGAAUUUGGAGACAAGUCAGCCGAAAGGAGGGCGUACAGUAACCUAGGAAACGCCCAUAUAUUCUUAGGUGAAUUUGAAGUUGCAGCUGAGCAAUACAGGAGGACACUACAGAUUGCGAAACAGCUUGGAGACAAGGCACUAGAGGCGCAGGCCUGCUACAGCCUAGGAAAUACCUUCACACUCCUUCAGGACUACGAGAAGGCCAUUGAAUAUCAUAUGAGGCAUCUAAAAAUAGCACAGGACCUGAAUGACCGUGUGGGUGAGGGCAGAGCGUGCUGGAGCUUAGGCAAUGCACAUUCUUCACUAGGCAACAAUGAAAUAGCCUUGGAAUUUGCCAGUAAACACUUGCAAAUAUCUAAAGAGAUUGGUGAUGAAAAUGGUCAGUUUUCAGCUCAGAUGAACCUAGCGGACCUGAGAAAUGUACUGGGUAUAAACAUGUCCUCUGCUGAAUCUACUCCAGGGGUCAUCAGUCACGAUGGGAAGUUGAAGGAUGAAACAGAUCUUGCUAUAAGCAGACGACCUUUCCGACGACACAGCAUGGAAAAUAUGGAACUGAUGAAGCUUACACCUGAUAAAAAGGGUACCCUACCUACUGCCAACGGAGGGGCUCGACCAAAAGUUCCCAAGUUCCAGAAGGCAGCCAGUAUAGCUUCUAAUUCAGAACUAGAACACAGACCAAAGCUCACGAAAGAUAAGUCUGUAGACACAAGUCAUGGAGAUGAAGACAGUUUCUUUGAUCUAGUCAGCAAGUUCCAAAGUAGGCGAAUUGACGACCAACGAUGUUCAUUCAAGAUUGAGCCUUCAGUACCCACCCCUAAACCUCCAGUCCCCACAGUACCAGUGGUGACAAAGAAAACCAGUAUGUCAGCAGCAUCAGAAGGAAAUGAGGAGUUCCUUGACAUGGUGGCAGGAAUCCAAAGUUCACGGAUGAACGACCAGAGAGCGGCUCUCCCACAGUUCCCUGGUCUCAACUCACAGACCGUUAUUGACCAGUUCUUGAAGCAGAGGAGUGACUCCCAUGUUCCAGAUGACAACUUCUUUGAAAUGCUGAUGAGAUGUCAGGGUUCAAGGAUCGAGGACCAGAGAAGUUCCUUACCACAAUCCAACAUCCCAGCUCCGACAGUGCCCGACGAAGAUUUCUUCAGUCUUAUCCAGAAGGUACAGUCUUCGAGGUUGGAGGAGCAGCGUACUAGCCUGCCAGACAAACCAACAACAGAAACACAGGGGAAGAAAAAGAAGAAAUGAACUUGAAGUGUGAAUUUUUAGAUGCAAAAUCAUUGGCUACUGGUACCCAGGCUGUUUAAUGCUUGCCCCGGAAAUGUUGGCUAAUUGUAUCAUGGAUUAUAGAAACCCAUGCCUCCAUUACAUAGGGUGCUUCCUGUACAAUUUUACCUGUGUCGGUAGAAGAUUAACAAGAUGAUUUUGAUCCACAGGGAUGUUUUACUGACACAGGGAUGUGACAAUAUUGACCGUCCGCAGUGUCCACCAAACAUUUGGUAGCCGAUAUUGCUGGGAGUUUUACCUUAUACAUAGUCAGGAGCGUGACACAACGACCUGGUAUGUCCACACAAUACAAGAUACAAGGGACAUAUCAAUCUGGAUAGUGGACCAAAUUGCUCAGAAUACUUUAUAUUUUGGAUGGUGACAAAGAAAUCGGACCAUAUUUUGUCAAGUACUAGAUGUUCCUCCUGCUCUUCAAUGCUAUUUUGUGACAAUCAUUUUAGCAUAUAUUUUAAUUAUGUACCCAAGCCAUGUACUAGAUGUAUUCAUUGUGUAGCUGUUGGGUCAACCUAACUAUGACUUCCAGCUAAAACUUGUUCUCACUACAGGCAAUGUGGAAAUAUUUUCUUUUAAAGGUUUCUGACCAACAGCAGAUGACAUCUUGCAUGCAGUGUGCCAGCAUGUGUGGAUAGACAUGCUUCUGUAAGUGGGCCUGGGACAAUCCGGCCACUCCAGGACAGCAAGCAGUCAGUGCCCACAUGUUUCAUGCCAGUAAAAUGGCACAAUCAAAUUUUAAGAGUAUUCUUGAUAUACAUGUGUCUUUCCCGUAAUGUAGAAUGCCAAGUUUGAGUAAAUUGUUUCUUGUCAUUGUCAGUAUAUUUGUACUGCAUACUCUUAUCAUUUAUAAAAAGUACAUUAAUAUCAAUAACUUUUAUUUGCAAUUGCAUUUCCUAUAAAAUAUUAAAAGAAACAAUAUUUUUGCAUUUUUUUUUUUUCUUCUUAUACUAGAUUGAAUGCUAAUUGAUCAAUAAUUUUAUACACAGACUACAGAUAUCACAUGACAUAGGUUUAGAUUGUACUUGAUUUACUUCAAUCAGCCAAUUUUGGGAUAAAUUUCUUGGUAACAAUUAGAUAUAGACAAUAUGAAAUCUUUUAAUCUAUUAAAAAUAUGCUAAUAUUAUCACUUGUUUUAGCAGUGAUAAAAUUCCAGUGCUUUUCAUAUAUUAAUAGUGAUCCAAUUCAAUAACAUGUUACUUUUGACACUGGAUACUGUUAACAUGGAAAUCUACACGAGGGGGGAAUUUACACUUAAUAGGCAAAGGUCAUCCAGCCGCAACCCCCUGCAUAUUUUUGUGAUGUAUGUGGUAUUUAUGGAAAAGGUGAAGAAAAAAUAUUCGCGGAAAUGAUCAACCGCCAUGCUUUUAGUCAGUUUACCUUUAGAAAUCGCCAAAUUAACCCCCAUGGAAAUUUACCCUUGGCGUUUCUAGCUUGAAACUUAUUGUAUUACUGCUAUACAUGGCUAUGAUACUUUAAACUGAAUUUAUACUUAGAUCUCAUAAAUCCUGGAAAAUCAAAAAAAUGUAUAUACUUAGCCCUCAUAAAUCCUGAAAAAUCUAAGAAAUUUAUACUUAGCCCUCAUAAAUCCUGGAAAAAUAAAGAAAUUUAUGCUUAGCCCUCAUAAAUCCUGGAAAAUCAAAGAAAUUUAUACUUAGCCCUCAUAAAUCCUGGAAAAUUAAAGAAACAUUGUAACAAUAAAGAUGUUGCUCUGCAUUGUUCAGAACUAGGUACUUUAAGUUAAAUGAACAUAACUUUAUGAGAUGUUUGGAAGAUGCUUUAAUUAAACAUUUACAUAUUAGUAUCUGCAAAAACUGUUUGGAUCCAUAACAGCUUGUAAUCCAUCAAGAUAUAAUUUUGAAUUAUUUCAAAAUGCUGUUUGAUUACCUAAUGCAUAAAAAUGUUCAGUUAUAUUAUAAUUGAUAUUAUUAUCUGAAUGAUCUAUAAUUCCUAACAUUUAAGGUAUGAUGAUAAUGUUUAUGGCAUACCAGAUAUCAUGGGAAGUUCAGUCAUCAUACACCUGUCCACUGAUCUUGGUGUGAGGCCUUGAUUACGUGCCUAUACUGACCAGUAAUUCUGUAAAAGUCUGAACAGUGAGAACCUAUCCUAUGUAUGUAUGAGAAACUGAAUUUUGUUUGCAUAACAUUGAUUACGAUAAAAAAAAUCUAAUAGAAAGAAAUUUCCAGAAAUAGUAGAAUAUUUUUUCUCAAAUGAACCUGUACAAUGUUAUAAACUUUUCAUCCAUGCAGACAUUACUUUUUUCGAUAAUUGCUUAUUAUGCCUUGAUAACAGCAGGUUUAACUUUGGAAAAUUACCCCACCUGGUACAUGUAUAAUGCUGAAAUAUUGCCAUUGUAAAAAUUUUGCUUUUUUUUAAAGAAGAUUCCCCAAUUGCCAUGUGAUUUAAAUUAGACUUGUAUUUUGUAAUUCAUUAUCCCCUAUGGUUCACUGCUAUCUUGCAUUUCAAUUAGAUUUUCAAAACUUUAAAUAUCCAAAAUAACAGGGACAAGAAAAAAAGGUUUUGUGUAUGAAGAGAGAACAUGCUACAGUAUCAUAACUAAUUACAGUACAAAUCAUAUGAAGGGAGUCUUUUAAUGUAAUUUGAUUGUCAGCAUUAGUUUUAUAUCCUAUCAAAACAAGAUAUUUUCUGUAAUAUUUUUCUAUCUUUAAAAAAUAUUUUUCUGCCACUUAAAGAUGCACAGCUAGGUAGUUGAGAUACUUUAGUACUUGCUGGAAGACAAUUAAACUACCGAAAGUCAGUACAGAAAGUAAAGCAUCCUAACACUACAUUUUGUAUACAGUUCAGACAAAAUAUUGUGAUAGAAUGUACCUUCAGAAGAAGGGGAGUUGAUAAUGUAUUUAUGCUCAUUCUGAUUUUGCUGCAAUUGUGAAACCAGUUUCAUUUCCUUUAAACAUGUAUCUAUCUUGUUUGCCUAUAUGGCUAAACCAAGUUGGUCUUAAUGUAUAAUGAAAUUCAAAAUGCAUGCAAAUAUGCCACCCUUUGCAACAACCAACGACUCUUCAGACGGGACAGAAAAACAAUAGAUUAAGCAGAAAACAAAGGAACUGCUUCUAAAUGAUGAACAAGACAAGUAUUUUAAUGAGAACAUGUAGUGCAAUUAAAAUUGAUUAAAGAACUAGCAUUUUACAUGUAAGAGAGCCAUACUUACAGGCAACAAUCCAGCAUCAUACCUGACAUUCAGGCAACAAUCCAACAACAUACCUGACAUUCAGGCAACAAUCCAACAUCAUACCGGACAUUCAGGCAACAAUCCAACAUCAUACUUGAUGUUCAGGCAACAAUCCAACAUCAUACCGGACAUUCAGGCAACAAUCCAACAUCAUACCUGACAUUCAGGCACUAAUCCAACAUCAUACUUGACGUUCAGGCAACAAUCCAACAUCAUACCGGACAUUCAGGCAACAAUCCAACAUCAUACCGGACAUUCAGGCAAAAAUCCAACAUCAUACUUGACAUUCAGGCAACAAUUCAAUAUCAUACCAGACAUUCCUAUUAUGAGUCUUCUGAAAUUUUUUAUUCAGAAUCUGAAACAUUUCGGUAAAGAAUCAAAAUCUCCCUUCAGUAUACGAAUAUGUGUUAGAAAUUAUUUAUGUAAUAAAGAUUUAAUUUGUAUGAAAUUGAAUUCAAAUAAAUGAUGUUCUUCUGGUUAAAAAGUAUUAGAUAGAUCACCUGUUCUUAAGUAGUAUGUCAAUAAGUUCAUUUGUGGUCUUAUUAAUUCAAAGCUGUACUGUAUAAGAAAAUUUAUUUCGUUGAUCCUGGUAAAAUAAUGCUUGUGAUGGAAAUAUCUUCCUAUUCAUUGCUAAAUAGAAUACUUGUCAAUGGCGCUAGAAUUGUUAAAAUUUCAGAUAUCAUACUUUUUCAAUGGUAAUACAUUGUUUAAAGCACGUCCUGACAAGUACAAACAACAAUAGAUUACCAUCAUAAUGUGUGUGUGGUGUGGCUUCAGUAUAUAUAGGUUUAAUAUAGAUCAGAAUUGGACAUUAUUUUAUGUGUGAAGGGCCAAUGUGGAAAUAUGUCCCGCAAGGUGCACCCAAGUUCAGGAAAUACAUUGUAUAAGUAUACCUCAAGUAUACAGUUUUUCCUGCUUUUUCCAAAUAAUGAAUAUAUAUGGUUGUCAUUUAUUUGUACAUUUUCUGAAAAAAACUGACAUUUGUUAUUUCUUUCCCAUUUAACUGAUAUUUGUUAUUAACAAAUUUCUAUGUAAGUGGUGGGAGAAAAGUAGUCGGUUGUUACUGAUUAUGUAGGCAUUAGAAAUGGUGAAAUCCUACCCUUGGGCUCACAACCUUAGCGAAAUGUUUAGACUCACAUCUAUCUUAAUGUAGUUUAUGUGGUCAGAACCUCAGUAAAACCUUGUUUCUGACUUAGCUCUAUACCAUUUGGGAGAAUUUCUCUGCACCUCAUUCCUACAUAAUUAGUGACUUUAUUAGUCAUCAUAUAACUGUAUGGAAGUUUGUUUUCUUACAUAAUAUGAAUGUUCAUUGAUCAGUUUUUAUUAUCAUCUGAAAAACUGCAAUAAUUUGAUGUUGGUUGAUAAUAUUAAUCUGAGAUAUUUCAAGUUUGUUGUGAAUACAUAUAUAUAGGUAAAAUAUAUUACCAAUUCAUUCUUUUGUCCCGAUGAAUUAGAUUUUUAGAAUUUUGAAAAGGAAAGCAGAGUUCCACUUCAGAGUAUAGAGAAGUGAACUUGGAUAUAUAUAUAUAUAUAUAUAUAUAAGUAGGUAUGCUUUUAAUGUUUAUACUUUGUGAUUAUCAUUGUUACACGGGUGAGAACUGAGAAACAUUGUGGAUGUUCUUCAGCAUUGACAACGAUGUACAUACAUGUUCAACAAUUCCUCAGAUGAUCCACAAGCUGCUUACUUAUUCUGUGUCAUUCUACAUAACAAAAAACAGUUUAUCAAUUAUGUAUGUGAUCAAGAAAUCUCUUCAACUUGAAUGAUCUUUGGACCUUAUCAUUAAAAGGAAAGUUACAGAGGUUUGAAACAUUCAUUUAGCAACAUAGAAAAUGUUUGAACACAAUGAAAACUAAUGUUGUCAUAUCUAGUUGAUGAUCUUUGAAUUUUUAUUGAAAUAAAUUUCAAGAGAUUUGAAGUGUUAAUUUAGAAACACAAACAUAUUUUUGAGUAUUUUCAGUGGAUGCCGUUUUGUUAGUGGUCUCCGCAGGUACUUAAGCUCAGUCAGUAAAAUGCUGGAUGUGUAGUCUUUGGUACAGUAAAACAAUAUCAAUGACACCUGUGUUAUUCAGGGAAUCAAUCUCUAUCAAAUAAAUAUAUGACAUUACUCACAAAUCCCGUUCUACAGUCUAUAAUAUUUUUGUAUUCUAUUUUUAUUUACAGAUAAAUUAUAUUCAUAUCCCAAAAUUAAUGUGUCAGUAUAUUCAACUAUCGUUUUACUACAUGUAGAACUCAUAAUAACACUAAAAGAUAAAUGUCAACAAUAUAUAGAUUAUUACAUCAACCUGGUAUCACUUUAAUUCUCGUAUACUGUAAACACUUUCAUUUUGGCACACUCAAAUUUUCACACAUUACCAAAUUCAAACAGAUUAGUGCAAUGAUGGAUUAGUUCACUGAAAAUGCUUGAUGUAGAAAAACGUAAGAAAGUAUCAAUAAGAAUAUUGCUUCUGCAGUUGUAGGUAUACUACAUGUAUAAAACACAAAGUACAUUUAGUAAAAUUCUAACUGGCAUAUGACAUUAGUGGUUGCAAGAUCUUUUGAUUUACAAAGGUUUUGUUAAUUUUGUAUUAUUGAAAGAUUUAUAUAUUAAAAUUAUAAAGAAUUUGUAUAGGUAUCAUUAUAUGGGGAUUAUUUAUGCAGUAUAAGCCAUUUUAAUAGAUGUGUAAACAUUGUGCCAUCAGAGAGUCUAUAUGUGGCCAGUACAAUGUAUAAGGAAAUACAAUAUAGCAUACAAGAAUAUGAUAUGGUGCCAUCUGUUUAUGGUUUCUAUUUAUGUAAUGUGAAGCUUUUUCAAAAAUAUUAAAAAUGUGUUACGUCAACAUUUACAUGUUAUCACAGGUUAACAUACAUCUUGCACACAGGCGAGGCCAUCCAUAAAUGACCAUAGCUGUUGAUAUAGGAAAUUACCAAUACUAAGAAAUUAAGUCUGAAUUAUCUUCUUGAAUUCUCUUAUCUAAGUUUUACUGUUGUUUUGCCUCCAUUCAAUAUGCUGUUAAGAUACAGAGCUAUAUUGUUUGACCACACAUCACACAUUCAUAAUAUGUGCAUGCUGUAAGUGAAAACUUCCAGCAUGUAUUUGAAAUGUUCCUUCAUUUUCUUGUCUUUCAAACCUGUGACACAUUCAGACCCAAAAAUAUUCUAGAACAGUUUGGUUUAAAAAACAUCAAGCAUUUCUUAUAAUUGUGUUCUAAAAUGUUCUUGAUUCUGAUUGUAGCCCAGGUCCGUUAUGGUCCUCUCAGUAAGUUAUUUUUGAGCGGUUUACAAUAUUUGAUCUGAUUGAUAUGUUGCUAUAUAUAUAGGGCUUGUUAUUGUUAUACUUUGUUUUCAUUAGUCCUUGGCAUAGAUGGAGCAACUGUUUUGUCAAAUGUAUACAUUUAUGGUAUAUAUUUAGUCUUCUGUGAAAGUUUAAACUUUUAAUGUGUCCGUGACUAGCAUUACAUGGACAUAGUUUGAAUCACAUUGUCUGUAUGAUGUUCAAUGAAUUGCCUAUCAUUCAUGUGAAAAAAACAACACCUACUUUUAUUAGUUUUGAUUGGAGAGAAAUUUACUUGGUACUUUAUGUAUCCUACAAUAACCCCAUGCCCCACAGCAAACACGUCCACAUCUGUUUCGGUUAAGUAAACAUGCUAAUGGACGAUAUACGAGUAUCAUUGUCCUUCAUAAAGCCACCCCCUUCUUUGAGUCAAAUUUUAUUUGUUGGGCCCCUGAGCUUAUUGCAGGAUAUAUACAGCUUUAUUUUCAUGAAUAACAUUUGUUACGUUGUAGUAUUUUGCUCAUAUGUAUUUAAGCUUUAUGACAAGUGCAUGGUCAUAGUGUGUUCAGCAAAAUUGAAAAUGUCUAGCUCACAAACUCUGCUAUCCUAUUUUUUUUUGCAAUGCUUCACUUCUCAAAAUGUUGCUUUCUGUUGACAUUCUUAUCAUAAUCAAUAUCUUGAUAUCAACAAUGCAAUGGAUUGAAAAUGUUAUCGUAUUUUGUGCAAUUUAUGACAAUUCAUUGACUUUUCAUUAAAAACAAAAAUGCAAUGCAGACACAUUUCCUGCACAUUUUGUUGCUUAGAGUAUUCUAAUUAAUGAGUCUUUUUAAUUUAUUUGAUUCUUUCAUUUUCAUCGAUAUCCAGGUUUUUCAUUUAAAAAAUGUGAAUAAAUACUUUCGAUGCUAAGGUACUUUCAAUGCUUAAGAUAAAUACUUAUGAGUCUUAUAUUUUCAGUCCUUAGACUUUAUAACUCAGCAUUACCAUAGAAACAAGGCUCAUUUGAGAGUACUGUUCAAUACAUUUGGAUGAUACACAAGCUAUUCAAGAAUGAGAUUUUCACUGAGGAAUUACCUGCAGUUCCUAAGAGCUUUAUUGUUGCUGUAGAUAGAUGGAUGUCUCAUUUGAAGAGGACAAAGCUACAGAACUUUCUCUCCAUUGUGCAAUUUUCUCUGUUUAACAGUAUUUUUCUCUGAAAUUUUCCUGUUUGUAUACAGUUUUUGUUGUACUCUAUGUGCCGUUGACCAUGUGUGUUAUAAUGAGUGAGAUCUGUAUCGUUUUUCCUUUCAUUUUAAUGGUAUGUUAUCAUUUUAUGCAGGAAUUUCAUAAUGCUGAACACAGCUGAACUUGUAGCUCAGAAUUAAACCAUUAAAUGGUUAAAAUUGA
This is a messenger RNA of Pecten maximus, 11017 nucleotides long. RefSeq names its product G-protein-signaling modulator 2-like. The record is from RefSeq and is a predicted model, not a curated record. The coding region runs from base 1157 to 3163 and encodes 668 amino acids. Gene Ontology annotation, molecular function: protein binding; GTPase regulator activity. The transcript is spliced from 14 exons. NCBI's taxonomy places the organism in Eukaryota, Metazoa, Mollusca, Bivalvia, Pectinida, Pectinidae.